This is a messenger RNA of Mobula hypostoma (lesser devil ray), 2574 nucleotides long. RefSeq names its product translocase of inner mitochondrial membrane domain containing 1 (gene timmdc1). Gene Ontology annotation, cellular component: mitochondrion. Lineage: Eukaryota; Metazoa; Chordata; Chondrichthyes; Myliobatiformes; Myliobatidae. The transcript is spliced from 8 exons. The coding region runs from base 259 to 1041 and encodes 260 amino acids. The record is from RefSeq and is a predicted model, not a curated record.
AGUUGCUCUAUCGGGCUUCCUCUGGCCUCCUGGCGUGAGAGGUACCUGGGUGCCGGGGAAAGCUGGGGAGUUCGUUUUUCUGUCACCAGCAGUUGAAGCAGAUGUCUUGGCUGCGCCGGAAGUGCCAUUGCAUCUGGGGCUAAAUGAGGAGCAAUAUUAGUGGUGAAAUAAAGCAUUGACCCUUAGACGUGCCUCUGCCUCCACGAAGUGCCAGGUGACGAGUAUUUCUGGAGUUAUCUCAACUGCUACUUUGAUAAAAUGUUCUGCUUCCCUCGGGUGUGUGCCACGGAAGACAUGGAGAGCCGGGAUGAAAAGCUUCCAAAAUUUAUUGGUAGUUCCCAGAUCCCUGAGACAGGAUGGGAUAGACUCCGGGAACUAUUCCAUCGAGACGAGAUGAAGAAUUACCCGGAGGAAGUCAUCCAUAUCUGGAAGAGCGCUGUUGUCGCUGGAUUUGUUGGGAUGGUGUAUGGUGGUAUUCCUGCAGCUCGACAUGCUAAAAUCCGUUACAUUGAACAGAGCCAGGCUGAGGUGUACAGAAAUCGCUUGGAAGCUGUGAGGUCGGCACAGGAUGCUGCUGUCCGAGGUUUCAUCCGUUAUGGAUGGCGGUGGAGCUGGAGGGUGACUGCAUUUGUCACGAUUUUCAAUACAGUUAGCAUGGGUCUAUCGGUGUAUCAUGAUCAGAAUCUCCUGAGGUACUAUUCUGCAGCUGGAGCAAUCGCAGGAGGACUAUUCCGGAUGAAUCUUGGACUGGGUGGAUUUUUAGCUGGUUCAGCCAUUGGCGCUGUAAUGGGGAUACCAGCUGGGGCUUUGAUCCUGGGAAUUCAAAAAGUUAAUGGAGAGAGCCUGCGGGAAAGGAAACAUAGACAACGUCAAGAAAAUUAUAAACUUAAGUUGGAAGAAUGGAGAGCCAGACUUAAUGUGACGGAAGAUUUAGUACAUGAAAUUGCUGGAAAAGAUUCAGUGGAAAAUGAUUUGGAGAAAUUGGAGGAGUUAUUGAAGCAGCCCAGAAAUCCCAGUUCAUCUGUUCAAGAGAAAAGCUGACUCAUUUAAAGAAUUAAGAAGAGUGUUUGUAACAGAUACCAAAAUUCAAAUGACUUUUUAAAAAAAAAGAUAUUGAAUAUAUCCAAGGCACUCACAAUAGUGAUAUUCUUGGCUUGUUGGAGGACAAUGGAGUCCCAGGACUAGAUUUAAAGGGAUUGAUAUGUGAAAUGACUGUACAAGCUACAAAUCUCAUGACUGUGAAUAUACUGGACCCGGUGAAGAUCCAUGUUACCUUCUGUUAGUAUUCUGCCAUGUUUCAUACAAGAAAUCUGCACCUGGUUUAGUAUUCAUCAGAAGAUUAGCUAAAGGUGACUAUCUUCCUUUCCAUAAGAAAGCAGUGGCCAUUUCGCAAGCUUGUCCCUCAAAUGUAUGAUCAAGAUGGAUCAGCACACUGUAACUCCUGAAUACUACCUCACAAUUCAGGUUGUACAGUGCCUAUAAAAAGUAUUCACCCCCUUGGAAAGGUUCAUUCAUGCUUUAUUGUUUUACAACAUUGAAUCACAGAGGAUUUAAUUUGCCAUAAACAAGAGAAAAUCUGCAUGGUCUGCUGAGUUCCUCCAGCAUUUUGUGUCGAUUUAAUUUGGCUUUUUUUUUUACACACUGAUGAGAAAAAGACUCGUGUCAAAGUGAAAACAGAUCUCUACAAAGUGAUAUAAAUUAUUUACAAAUAUAAAACGAUUGAUUGCAUAAGUAUUCACCCCCUUCAAGUCAGUAUUUAGAAGCACCUUUGGUAGCAAUUACAGCCUUGAGUCUGUGUAGAUAGAUCUCCAUCAGCUUUGCACAGCUGGACAUUGCAAUUUUUCCCCAUUCUUUACAAAACUGCUCAAGUUCUGUCAGAUUGCAUGGGGAUCAUGAGUGAACAGAUCUUUUCAACUCCAGCCACAAAGUUUUUUUUUAAAGGUUUUCCUCCAGGACUUCCCUGUAUUUUGCUGCAUUCAUUUUACCCUCUACCUUCACAAGCCCUCCAGGGUCUGCUGCAAGUGAAGCAUUCCCAGAGAAUGAUGCAGCCACCACCAUGCUUCACGUUAGGGAUGGUGUGUUUUUGAUGAUAUGUGGUGUUAAGGCUUAUGCUAAACAUAGCAUUUAGUUUGAUGGCCAAAAAGCUCAAUUUUGGUUCAUCAGACCAUAGAACCUUCUUCCAGCUGACUUCAGAGUCGCCCACAUGCUUUCUGGCAACUCUAUCCAAGAUUUCAUGUGAGUUAUUUUUCAUCAGUGGCUGUCCCUUUUCCAUUCUCCCAUUUCAACCACUGGGGCUUGUAACUCCUCCAGGAUUGUCAUAUGUCUCUUGGUGGCCUCUCUCACUAGUUUCCUUAUUGCAUGGUCACUCAGUUUUUGAGGACGACCUGCCCUCAGCAGUUUUACAGCUGUGCCAUAUUCUUUUCAUUCAUUGAUGAUUGACUUAACCGUACUCCGUGAUAUUCAGAUACUUGGAAAGUUUUUUUAAAACGCAGACACAAGGAAAUCUGCAAAUGCUGGAAAUUCAAGUAAUACACACAAAAAAUACUGGUGAAAGCAGCGGGCCAGGCAGCAUCU